UCCUAGGGAGGAAAAUGUGGUUGAAACCGCUGUGCUACUUCCUGUGGAUUUGGUCCUGUCUGGCCUAUGUUCAAUCCGUGCCUAUCCAGAAAGUCCAGGAUGACACGAAAACCCUCAUCAAGACCAUCGUCACCAGGAUCAAUGACAUUUCUCACACGCACUCUGUGUCCGCCAAGCAGAGGGUUACUGGUCUGGACUUCAUUCCUGGGCUUCACCCCAUCCUGACUCUGUCCAAGAUGGACCACACGCUCGCGGUCUACCAACACAUCCUGAACAGCCUGCCUUCCCCGAAUGUGCUGCAAAUAUCCAACGACCUAGAGAACCUCCGAGACCUUCUCCACCUGCUGGCCUCCUCCAAGAGCUGCUCCCUGCCUCCGACCAGUGGCCUGCAGAAGCCGGAGAGCCUGGACGGCGUCCUGGAAGCCUCACUCUACUCCACAGAGGUGGUGGCUCUGAGCAGGCUGCAGGGGGCUCUGCAGGAUAUUCUUCAACAGCUGGACCUGAGCCCUGAAUGCUGAGCUUUGGAGGAGCACCAGCCUCCCACAGAGCACGGUGAGGGAGGAAACCUCGGCCUCCAUGUGUCUUCAGGAGAUUCAUGUGUGCACAUCCCUCUUCUGGGACUCUGUCUGUUUCUCUCACUCCUCUAAUCACCCUUCCAAAGGCAUGACUCCACAACGCUUGACUAGAGACACACGG
Messenger RNA from Psammomys obesus (fat sand rat), 696 nucleotides. RefSeq names its product leptin (gene Lep). Gene Ontology annotation, biological process: tyrosine phosphorylation of STAT protein; activation of protein kinase C activity; positive regulation of TOR signaling. Gene Ontology annotation, cellular component: extracellular region. The record is from RefSeq and is a predicted model, not a curated record. Gene Ontology annotation, molecular function: peptide hormone receptor binding; hormone activity. Lineage: Eukaryota; Metazoa; Chordata; Mammalia; Rodentia; Muridae. The transcript is spliced from 2 exons. The coding region runs from base 15 to 518 and encodes 167 amino acids.